AUGACAUCUUCAUUGCCUACGUUUACGAAACGUACAAUUCAGUUGCAUUUGAGCCGAACAAAGUCAGUCAUGGAUAAUCCGUGUGAAGCAACGUAUCUCAAAGGACUUGAAUUAAUGAAAAAAAUACCAAAUAUAAUGUGGGAACGAGAAAAAAGAUAUGUGACACGUUCUAUAUGGAAUAUAUGGGUAUUGAUGUUUUGCCAACGGUUUAUGUCCAAAUUUGAAGAACACGUCGAAAGGGCUGUUCAACAAUACCGUGCUCAAAACGAAUACUGGCCAGCAUUUGUGAAACCAAAAUAUUCAGAAGGACCACAUCUAAUUGAAAUUGUUAACUUUCACAAAAAGGAGUCUCAGAUUAACACUUACAUGGAUCAUCUCAAAUAUCUCUCUCCUAGAAGCGGAGUGUUCAUUAGGCGCUCUGGUUAUACAAUAAAUUUAUUUUCUGAUCAUGCCUUUGAAUGGCGUGAAGAUGUAGGUGGUCAAUUUUUUAAGGAUUUACAAAGAGAAUAUAGCCAAUAUUUGAAUGCUAUUGCACAAAUGAGUAUGAUUAUUCUGCCUAAAUCACCGCCUCGACGUAUAAUACGCAAAAUUAAUCUGUUGCAAAGUUUAUUCCGAAAAAGAUUCAAGAAUGUUCUUGCUGGCUGGCCAUCUGCAUUAGAAGAAAUUUUAUUAUGUCCAUAUUGCAAUUUUCUUCGAAUUGUGAAUCGAUAA
This is a messenger RNA of Thelazia callipaeda (thelaziosis nematode), 711 nucleotides long. NCBI's taxonomy places the organism in Eukaryota, Metazoa, Nematoda, Chromadorea, Rhabditida, Thelaziidae. The record is from the annotation of a GenBank genome assembly.